AUUAGCGUCUUAAAUUGACACGCUAAGCGCUAAUUUAGUCACUUCUCUAACACUCGUAUCGAUAGCAUGAAGCUAAAGAAAUAUCUACAUGAUCGAUAGUCCAUAGAUUAUACAUUAAGGUCUAUACAAGUAUCAUGUAUAAUCUAUGACAAGUAUAUAUGUAUGACUAUUGACUACGAGUGUCAAUGUCAUUUUUUAAUCAGCUGUCGGUGUCGAACGGAAGUUGACGUAUCCGUUAGAAGUAGAUUAUAUUAAAAUGAAUUUUGAAGAUAUUAAUUAAAAAAACACUGUUAGGUAUCUUGUCACAAAAUGGAAGCUUUAAAUAAUCUAGUAAUAAAGUUAGUGUUAUUUGUAAAUGUGGUUAGUUCGUCAACUGUAUCGCAACACAAAUUGAGUGAAGUGAAGUUGUUUGAAACACCGGCGUUAUACGACGUGGAAACAACACUGUUCCUCAAUGAUAUGUCCAGGACAGACAAGGAAAUCAGUUACAAGAUCAAGUCCCAACUCGCAGUACAACCCCUUUGGCGGAACACAAAUUCAGAAUUCUUAUUGAAACUGCAGUUACUGGAGCCUAAGCUAUAUCUUCGUGGUAAACAUCCUAAUGCUAACUUCAUGGCGCACCCCUCCGUGUGGGACUCACACAGUGACUCUUUGUUCUAUGUACACUGGAAGAAUGGACUUAUUCAAAAUUCAUAUCUAGAUCUCAAAGAGUUGCCAGAUUUCAUCAAUUAUAAAAAAUCUAUAAUUAGUUUAUUCCAGUUGCAAAUAAUCGACGGGGAAUACAACGAGACCGACGUUUCGGGACCUUGUACCGUCCUGUACGAGUCUAUAUCACGAGAUGUCUUUAGAAAAAUAAAGCGCGGGUGCUCGAUGGACGCGGGCGUGUGGCCGGGCGCGGCGCGGCGCGUGUCCCGCUACACGCUGGGGGGCCGGGGGGAGGGGGGCGAGGGGCAGGGGGAGGGGGGGCUGCGCGAGGCGCACGCCGAGGAGCAGCUGGAGCUGGGCGCGCACGGGGCCGCCAUCAAGGCGCGCUCCUGGCACCGGCUCCAGCUGGCCGCCGCCCCCGCCCCCGCCCCCGCGCCCGCCCCCGCCCCGCUCUCGGGCGCCGCGUCGCUCGAAGAAGCGCUCGCCGCUCUACCCGCGGAACUCUCCCCGGCACCCCUCACCCUCGUCGAAACAGAAACCGUCCCAGAAAAUGACUUGGUCAGUAUUGUGAACUCUUCCUUAUAUUAUCCUCUUUGAUGAAGAAAGCGAUGGCGUUGUCCCAGAAACGGUGGUGAAUAAAAAUGUUGAACCACCGAGAGGCUCGAGUUCCGUAAAUCUACUUAAAGAGAUUUGUCCGUUUAAUUAAACGUUGAAUCAUAUUCUCCAUUGUACGGCACAAGCGGGCGCUAGGUAUGUAGCUAUCGUAAGUUUGUUGAAUAAGACGAGCGCGUUAUCUCCGAACGACGAUAACCGGCGACCUCUGACCGGCGGCGGCGGUCCCCCCUCACCCCGCCCCCGUCCCCGUCCCGCGUAUCUCCGGGUCGCUUCUAACUUUUCGUUACACUCGACCGUAUAAAUAGAAAUGCUAUCGGUAUCCGAGUACAUAAGGUUCCGAUUAUUGUAUGUACACACUUAAAUGUGACAAAUGCAAACAAACAAUUUAUUGUUAUAUGCAUACAUAUUGAAAAUUAUUAGUUACUAGCUGGUUUCCCG
Diatraea saccharalis (sugarcane borer) is the source of this 1698-nucleotide messenger RNA. Lineage: Eukaryota; Metazoa; Arthropoda; Insecta; Lepidoptera; Crambidae. The record is from the annotation of a GenBank genome assembly.